This is a messenger RNA of Zygotorulaspora mrakii, 2898 nucleotides long. RefSeq names its product chromatin-modulating protein MRC1 (gene MRC1). Lineage: Eukaryota; Fungi; Ascomycota; Saccharomycetes; Saccharomycetales; Saccharomycetaceae. The record is from RefSeq and is a predicted model, not a curated record. The coding region runs from base 1 to 2898 and encodes 965 amino acids. Gene Ontology annotation, biological process: activation of protein kinase activity; mitotic G2 DNA damage checkpoint signaling; mitotic DNA replication checkpoint signaling. The transcript has a single exon. Gene Ontology annotation, molecular function: anaphase-promoting complex binding.
AUGGAUGAAAUCUUAAGUGAAUUGAGCCUGUUGAACGGCAAAAGGAAAACCUAUAAGAAAAGAACGGAGAGUUUUAGCGAUGAUCCGCCAGCAUUUGCUCCGUUGGUAUCAGGCAACGGAUUUCUAUUCGAAAAUGAUACUCUAAAUAGGGUUAAGAAUAGAUUACAACGUCAAGAAGAUACAAGCUCAAAUGAUUUUGUCACAGAACUCAGUCAAACACAAGUAAUAAGCAAUUUCUACAGUGGUGGAAAAGACUUGGAAUUUGAUAAAAAUAAUCAUACAGCGGAAAGGACUAGCGCCCAUUUAAGCAGUACACAGCGUAUUAAUUCCCAUCGGGAUUUGGCAACUCAAGUGAAAAGUUUAAGUGGUCUUAAAACACAGCCUAUUUAUUCAGAUCAUAACUUGGCCACUCAGAAGGACCCUUAUAGUGAGCUGAAAACACAGCAUGUAAAAGACGCUAAUAAAGAUGUAUUGGCAACGCAAAAGAUCUUGUCACCUGAAACCAAUGCAGAUUCAUCAGCGCCUGCAGCAAAGGAUUCUGAACGGAACAAGGAUACGUCUUCAACCUAUAAAGACGGUCAUGGUUUUAGCGCGGAAGAGUCACUUCAGUGUUCCCCGCUUAAGAUUCAUAUUAUUCAGGCGAAGUUGCUAGAAAACAAUGAGAAAUCUUUAGAUCGAGCGACUGUUUCGAAGGACUCGAAGAAGGCCAUAAACAACGGGCCUUGCAUAAAGGUGUCCAAAGAAGAGUUCCUUGAAGACUUGGAUAAUUCUAGUGAGAGUGACCAAGAAAAAGCGAUGGAAACAGAGCUUAUACAAGCUACGGCCUCGAGAGUAGCCAUUUCAGCUGAACAAAAAAAAAUUCAGAUUGCUGCUUUUUCCAAUAGUUAUGGAAUACUUAAGAACUACAAGCACGAACUCAAGCGAGAAUCAAAUAUUCAGGAAUGCAUAAUAUUGAGUUCUGAUGAUGAUACAGACGAUGAACAACAUUUGCAAGUUUUCAGGUCUCACUUAAGUAAAGCCAGUCUUCUAGACAUAAAAGCUCGUCUCUCUAAGAAAAAUCCCUCGUUAAAGAAUGCCAUAAAUGGAACAUCUCUCAAAAAGUUAUACACUGGUCUCAGAGAAGCUUCCAAAAAGCAAAUAGUGGAACAUCAGAAAAAAUUGAUGGAGAAAAAGGGACUUAACAUAAAAGAAAUAGAAGUUCAAAAACAAAUAGUUGAGGAUCUUUUAGAACAGGAAAUUGCAAGGAAUAAGAGGAUUAGAGCUAGAGAAAAACAAGAACAAGAACAAGAACAAGAACAAGAACAAGAACAAGAACAAGAACAAGAACAAGAACAAGAACAAGAACAAGAACAAGACUGCUCAAUAACUGCGGAAUUUCGCGAAGAAGACAUGAAUUAUAGCGGCGAUGAAAGUUCAAACGAGUCAAUCUAUCAUGAUGAAAAAUCGGAUGGAGAAGAUCCUCAUGGACCACAACCGAAUAGUAACCUUAUAACCGGACCACUCACUGAAGAAAAUUCCCAUAGUGACAUCGAGCAGUCUGAAAAGAAGACCAAAGAGACUAGCAUUGAAAAACCUCAUAUGAUUGAUGACGACGAGGGAAUAAUCCUCGGUCGGUUAAAAGCAAAAGCUGUACCGGUAAUUAUGGACUCAGACUCAAACUCAGAUGAUGAAAGAGUUAAUAACGGUAAUCCCAUUGAUCUUGGAAACUAUGGUAAAAAUUUGGCUGAAGGUACUAUGCAUGUUCAUACCCGCAGAGAGAACAUAGUUGAAAACUAUGCUAAUGAACGACUCGAGAAGGAUGGACAACACCGCACUGCUGCUUCGCUGCAAGUUAAAGAAGAUCUAAAGGAGAAGAAAAACAGGGCAAGGAGGCUGAAAAUGGAAGAAAGCGGCGUUCGUAGCAUCCUCGAAGUGGAAGCAGAAGAAUCCGAGGAUGAAUGGCAUGGGUUAGGAGGUGUAGAUGGUGAGUUAUCUGAAGAAUACGACUCCGAACUUGAGAAAAUGAUUGAUGAUUAUUCGCAAGAUAUCGUGAAUCCUGAUGAGAUACGUAAUUUACUUGCAAAAGAGAACAAGGAGCUCGAUUUGCAAAUGGUAAACAAGAUUUUGCACGAUGUUAAGAAUGGUGGAUUUCGCAAAAGACGAGGUGCAGGAAUGGUGCUUGAGAUUAGUGACGAAGAUGAUGAAGAUUUAGAAAACUAUAGAUCCAAAAGAAGAGAACUGAUGAAACAGAAACGAUUAGAGCUCACCAAGGAAGGAGACAUAAAUUUAAUGAAGAAUGGAAAAGUCCAAGCGUUUUUCGAAAGCAUGGUGGAGGACAUCGUUGAUGAAAAGAAUGCUUUCCAGCCCGACGAAAAAGAGGAAGGCGAAUCCUCACAAAAUGAAGCUGCUCUGACCAGCAAACAAAAAAUGACGCUUUCAGAAGAAUUUGUUCAGCAGAGUCUUUCUUUCCUAAGAUAUAAUGACGAUAAGCAAACCAGCGCCAUAUUCAAUGAUAACUACCCCGGUAAAGAGAAUUCCGACCUCCUCAGUCUAAAACAACAUAGCCAUAUAAAGAGGCUCCAUGCUCCAAUUUCUUCCGUCUGCCACCAGGUAGAAAACCACGAGGAUGAGCUACAUUGUAUGCUGACGAGUGAACAAACUGCCUCGUCGGUCUCAGAAAAAUUUGGGUCGCAUGUCGGAAUUGACAACAAGUUGAAAAAUGGUAAAAAGACAGUCACAGUAUCGCGAACUUAUAAGACAGUUGGUGGGAACCGUGCAGCAAUCACUUAUAUGGGAAAAAUGAGAAAACUUGUCGCUCCAAAGAGACAAAACGUAAGCAGAAUGCCCAGCAGUUUCCGUACACGAAAAUUGAAUGUAAAUACUAUUUUCGACAACGAUGAUACCAGUUUCGAAGUUUAA